Messenger RNA from Cololabis saira (Pacific saury), 1326 nucleotides. RefSeq names its product trans-1,2-dihydrobenzene-1,2-diol dehydrogenase-like. The record is from RefSeq and is a predicted model, not a curated record. Gene Ontology annotation, molecular function: nucleotide binding. The transcript has 7 exons. Bases 20 to 1024 code for a protein of 334 amino acids. Lineage: Eukaryota; Metazoa; Chordata; Actinopteri; Beloniformes; Belonidae.
CAGGGACACGCGGUUCAACAUGGCAACGCGCUGGGGGAUCUGCAGCGCUGGGAAGAUCAGUCAUGACUUCACCGUGGCCCUGAAAACCCUCCCUGCCGAGGACCAUCAGGUUGUGGCUGUAGCAGCUCGUAAACUGGAGGAUGCUCAGAAGUUUGCCAACAAGCACAGCAUCCCUCGGGCAUACGGCGGCUAUCAGGAGCUGGCAGCAGAUCCAGACAUAGAUGUGGUGUACAUCGGGGUGAUCCACCCCUAUCACCUGAAGACCUGCCUGCUUUUCACCAACGCCAAGAAGCAUGUGCUGUGUGAGAAGCCGCUGGCCAUGAACACGAAGGAGGUGAAAGAGAUGCUGGACUCUGCCAAGAGGAACGACGUCUUCCUCAUGGAGGCGGUCUGGACCCGCUUUUUCCCGGCGUCUGUGGAGAUCCGGCGGCUGCUGGCCCGGGGGGAGCUGGGCGAGGUGAAGAUGGUCAGGUCGGAGUUCUGCGUUCCCCUGAUGGACGUACCAAGAGCCGUGGAGAAGGAGCUGGGCGGCGGAGCGCUGCUGGACAUCGGCAUCUACUGCCUGCAGUUCACAUGCAUGGUGUUCAACGGGGAGAAGCCAGAGAGCAUCCAGGCCACUGGCGUCUGCUUUGAGACGGGUGUGGAUGAAGCCGUGGUCGUAACUCUGAAGUUCUCCAGGAACAGAAUGGCGGUUUUUACUUGCUCUGCGGGAGUAGAGCUACCCAACGACGCCGUUAUUGCAGGAACAAAGGGUAUAAUAAAGGUCCCCCCCCACAUGUGGUGCCCCACGUCGCUGGUGGUGAACGGGAAGGAGACGCAGUUCCCGGUACCAGAACCCAGCUUGCCUCUCAACUUCGUUAACAGCACGGGGAUGCGCUAUGAAGCGGAGGAGGUUCGGCAGUGUUUGCUCAAAGGGCUGAAGGAGAGCGCUGUGAUGUCCCACGCCGACUCUCUUCUGCUGGCUGAACUGGAGGAUGAGAUCCGUCGGCAGGUGGGCGUGGUCUACAGCCAAGACUGCCAAUAAACGCUUAAGGUGAAGGUUAGAAUAUGACAGCUCAUAAAUGUCAAUGAGAGUUAUAUGAUGUUGUGGUGGUGAGCUCUAUAAAAGCACUUAAUUCAUACAAUAUGGGAAAAAAGGGUUAUUUUAGGUUUUCUUUUUUUACAAGAGUGCAACAUGCAGGUUUCAAUUAGUAUGACACUAACAUGUAAAGGAAUGUAGACAACCCUCGUUUACAACUGUAUCUGAAACCAAAAUGAUUGCAGUGAUGAUUAAUACUUUAUCUACUAAUACACUGAAACGCUGUAUCUGUGAAAAAUAUUUUCUAA